AUGAGAUUGCAAACUGAGGAGUAUUAAAAGGCUAUAGACAGCUACUUAGUAACAACAAAUGAAGAUGUUGAUAAUCUUAUGUAAAUAAAUAGUUAUUCAAUAUCUUCGGUUAGGGUUUCAGAUAUGAUUGUUAAAAAUAGAAAGGAUGCUAAGAACAAUUAGAAAAUAUUUUUGAACAAAGAACAACUAGUACAGAUGAAGGAUUAAUUUAAUAAGAAUCAAGAGUUGAUGUGCCAAGUGAUUAAGGGAAGAAAGUUGUGGAAGCCUGAUUAGCUGAAAAUUUCUAGGCAAAUGAGAGGAAAAUUUCAAUUUUUACUAAGAAGUGAUCAAUAAUAUCUUGCAGAUUGA
Molecule: messenger RNA, 348 nt
Organism: Stylonychia lemnae
Lineage: Eukaryota; Ciliophora; Spirotrichea; Sporadotrichida; Oxytrichidae
Source: the annotation of a GenBank genome assembly